GCGGGCGCGCAGCCGCAGAGCGGUGCCGGGGCCGGGCCGGGGCAGGAGCAGCGAUGGCCGCGAUCUCGCUGGAGACCGUCCCCAAGGACCUGCGGCACCUCCGCGCCUGCCUGCUCUGCUCGCUGGUCAAGACCAUCGACCAGUUCGAGUAUGACGGCUGCGACAACUGUGAGACCUACCUGCAGAUGAAGGGCAACCGCGAGAUGGUCUAUGACUGCACCAGCUCCUCCUUCGACGGGAUCAUCGCCAUGAUGAGCCCCGAGGACAGCUGGGUCUCCAAGUGGCAGAGGAUCAGUACCUUCAAGCCAGGUGUCUACGCAGUGUCCGUGACUGGCCGCCUGCCCCAAGGGAUCGUCCGAGAGCUGAAGAGCCGUGGUGUGGCCUACAAAUCCCGGGACACAGCCAUAAAAACCUAAAGGGCUCUUGUGCUGCCUGGAGGAUCCUGGUGCUCCAAAUCCUCUUAGUUUUACCCUGCAGGGAAGCGAGGCUGGACUCGGGGUGUGCUGGCUCAGCUCCCCUCCCUCGGUACCUCCGGACUCCGCCGCCCCACGCUCUGCCCACACAGACCAGAGACCUUUAUUUGAGCCUUGACAGGGGGGAGGGUGUGAGUAGGGCUGGGGGAGGGUCUUUAAUCGUGAUGCACAAGUUUUUUAAAGUUGGUGUGGGAAAGAGGGAAUUUGGGAUCUAGCUGUGUAAAUAGUUAAUAAAUCCCACUGCCUGGCCAGGGCUGGGUCCAGCUGUU
Chiroxiphia lanceolata (lance-tailed manakin) is the source of this 742-nucleotide messenger RNA. RefSeq names its product SPT4 homolog, DSIF elongation factor subunit (gene SUPT4H1). NCBI's taxonomy places the organism in Eukaryota, Metazoa, Chordata, Aves, Passeriformes, Pipridae. Gene Ontology annotation, cellular component: DSIF complex; nucleus. The coding region runs from base 54 to 416 and encodes 120 amino acids. The transcript has 5 exons. Gene Ontology annotation, biological process: mRNA processing; regulation of transcription elongation by RNA polymerase II; positive regulation of DNA-templated transcription, elongation. Gene Ontology annotation, molecular function: RNA polymerase II complex binding; zinc ion binding. The record is from RefSeq and is a predicted model, not a curated record.